Molecule: messenger RNA, 5938 nt
Organism: Hippocampus comes (tiger tail seahorse)
Lineage: Eukaryota; Metazoa; Chordata; Actinopteri; Syngnathiformes; Syngnathidae
Product: SCO-spondin-like
Exons: 38
Coding region: 125-5515 (1796 amino acids)
Molecular function (GO): protein binding
Source: RefSeq, a predicted model, not a curated record
CGGUUCUUGGAGUUCCUGGUCAGCAUGGUCAGCGUGCGACGGGUGUGACGGGUUCUCCAAUCGCACCAGAGACUGUAACAGCCCUCCUGCUCGAUUUGGUGGUCUGCCCUGCCUCGGAGAGAGCAUGCAGAGUCGUGGUUGCCAUGACAACAUGACUGUGUGCUCAGAAUGCGGUGGAGGCCAGGAAGAAUGGCCCUGUGGCAAACCCUGCCCUCGCUCCUGUUCUGAUCUCCAUGGCGACACGGAGUGCCUGGACUCGCCAGGAUGCAGCAAGACCUGCGGUUGCCCCGGUGACAUGGUCCUGCAGGACGGCGUGUGUGUAACCAGAGAGGAGUGUCGCUGCAAAUACGAAAACAUCUCUGCUGCCGAUUCCAGACCCGGCGAGACUGAGUGGCAGUUUGCAAGUCAAGGAGAAGAAAUCAUCAUGGACUGCAAAAAUUGUUCCUGCCAAGCUGGGGUUUUGCACUGUCACCCACUCCCCGGCUGCUAUGUGGACGGCGGCUGGGGCCAAUGGGCAAUUUGGUCUUCGUGUUCAGUUUCCUGCGGAGGAGGAGUUCACUUCAGGAGACGCCAGUGUGAUAAUCCAUCUCCUCAGAGUGGAGGGAGAGGUUGCCUGGGAAUUGGUGAACAGCAGAGAGACUGCAACACACAUUUGUGCACAGACACGGUGGGCCCUUGGCGACCCUGGUCUCAAUGGUCGGUAUGCUCUGUCAGUUGCGGUGGCGGCCAGCAGUCUCGAUUCCGAAUGUGCGGCUCAUCGGGCUGCAGUGGCAUCAGCCGCCAGAGCAAGACUUGCAAUACGGAGGUCUGCCUUGAAGCGGGCUGCCCCCCAGGCAGGCUGUACAGGGAGUGUGAGCGAGGGGAGGGCUGCCCUUUUAGCUGUGACCAGGUCAGCGGCAGGGAGGGCUGCUACACCGAUGGCUGUGAGGAAGGCUGUCACUGCCCCCUGCACACUUUCCAACAUAACGGCGUCUGCCGGCAUGAGUGUCCCUGUUUAGUCGAUGAGGAGUUUCUAGCAUCGCUCCAGAGUGUCUCCAUCACACCAGUCUCAACUCUGCUCCUUCAUAACAUCUCAGAAGGUGUAGAGCUCCAGCCUGGAGACACACUGAUUCAUGACUGCAGCUCAUGUGUCUGUGAGCACGGCAAAUGGAACUGUUCGUUGGAGCACUGUCCUGUUGACGGCGGUCUGUCACCUUGGGGCUCCUGGAGCUCAUGCUCGCUGUCCUGUGGCGGUCUUGGGUUGAAAACCCGCACCAGAGGCUGCACCCAACCUGCUCCAGCACAUGGAGGGAAAGGUUGCAUCGGGCCAUACAUUGAAAGCACCUACUGUCAGGCCCCUGACUGCCCAGUUGUUGGUCCCACAGAAGAACCCACCCUGCCAGAUGAGGAUGCUGGUUUCACUGGCUGGUCAACAUGGAGUCCAUGUACUAAAACAUGCAGUGAUGCUCGCUCUCCAGCUAUGAAGUCCCGUUAUCGUCAGUGCAUGAAACCCCCGUGCUUUGGGGCCUCCCAUCAAGACAAAGCUUGCAACCUCCCCCAGUGCCCAGACUCAGACGGUGAGGAGCUCUGCAUUGGGGACGAUUGCGAGGAGAGGAACUGUACCUGGACGGAUUGGGGGACGUGGGGUUCCUGUUCCCGUUCCUGCGGCGUGGGCCAGCAGCAGAGGAUCCGAACCUUCCUGGGCCCUGGGCCCAAUGGCUUCUGGUGUGACGACAUCUUGGGAGGAAAUAUAGAGCGCCGCUUUUGUAACAUAAGGCCCUGCCGUGUGGAUGCGAGCUGGUCCCGUUGGAGUCCGUGGUCCCGCUGCGAUAAACUCUGCGGGGGCGGCCGCUCCAUACGCACCCGCUCCUGCUCCAGCCCUCCACCCAAGAACGGAGGAAAGAAGUGCCAAGGAGAGAAAAACCAGGUCAAACCAUGCAACACUAAACCCUGCGAUGAACAAGGAUGCCCGCCGGGACAGGAGGUCGUGUCUUGUGCCAACGAGUGUCCGCAGCGCUGCGCUGACCUCCAGCAAGGCAUUGAGUGCCAGACCAACACUGAAUGUCAACCCGGAUGUCGCUGCCCUAAAGGACAGUUGCAGCAGGAUGGAGCGUGUGUGCAUCUGUGGCAGUGUGACUGCGUGGACUCGCAGGGCCAAAUUUGGGCUGCUGGCAGCGGGCAUCAGAUCGACUGCAACAACUGCAGCUGCACCAAUGGGCAGUUGGUCUGCACCAAUCACAGCUGCCAGGCCACAUGCACUUGGAGCUCUUGGUCCAAUUGGGCAUCAUGUAGCGUUACUUGUGGUCACGGACGGAGAACCCGAUACAGAUCUCUCAUCUCAGAAACCGAGGGAACAGAUUGUCAAUUUGAGGAAGUCAAUCAUAAACCCUGUGAGCCAGGGCCCUGCCCUCCUCUUUGUUUCCAUGAUGACCAGGAGCUACAUGUGGGAGACACCUGGCUUUUGGGUUCGUGUAAACAAUGCACAUGCACUCCAGAGGGAGAUUACUGCCAAGACAUCGAUUGUAGAGUGGACGGUGGCUGGACUCCGUGGUCAGUGUGGUCUGACUGCUCAGAGACCUGUGGACAAGGAACACAAGUUCAAACCCGAGCCUGUAUCAACCCGCCACCUCGUAACAAUGGCUCACACUGUGAUGGUCCGGAGAGACAGAACCAAGAAUGUCACGCUGCUCCCUGUCUGGAUGACCUUUGCCCCUGGUCGCCGUGGUCACCAUGUUCCCGCAGUUGCGGGGCGGGGACUGUGGUGCGGCGUCGGGUGUGCGUCUGCGGAAAGGGAGGAACUGCAGCGUGUCCUGCUGAGAUUGAAGCCGAGAUGAAGCAAGAAGAGAAUCAGCUAUGUUUCAAACAGCCAUGUCCAGAAUGCCCCAUGUCAGCCUGGAGCGUUUGGUCUCCGUGCUCAUGUGAGUCUCAGAGGCAGCAGCGCUACCGUGUAGCUGUCACCCCGGCCACCAGGGGGCAGCAGUGCACCCCUGUUGAAACACAGAGCAAACCAUGCAGCCUCAGCCACUGUGAUGAAUGUGAAGCGCCGUUUGUGUAUUCCCCGUGUGGCACACCCUGUGAGAAGCACUGCGAGCUCCAUGGCCGUACAGACCUGUGUCUGGGGGUCAGAGAGUGUACACCCGGCUGCUAUUGUCCACCGGGCUUGCUGCAGCAGAAUGGUAGCUGUGUACCAUCAGAGCAUUGUGGCUGCAUCUACUUGCAGGACCGACCUUCGGGGCAAUCGCCCACGCCGGUCACUGUUCCUCAGGGGUCUACAGUUGCUAUCGGCUGCAGUACCUGUCUUUGCCAUGACGGGAUGUUGGAGUGCGACAUGAGAGAGUGUGAAGUCAUCCUCAGUGAAUGGUCGGAGUGGACUUCGUGCUCUCCCUGCAUGCCUUACUCCUCCCUGAACCCAAGCAGCAUCCUCCUGGAAGGGGCUGUCAACGGAAGUAAAAUGGUUUCAGUCCAGAGGCGUUUCCGGGCCUGUUUAGACUUUGACUCUGGUUUCCCAGUACCUGGAGAGCAGGAGAAAAAUCAGUGUCCACAUCCACAAGUUGAGGACAGGCUGUGUCCGGAUGACAGCAUGUGCCAAGAUUUAUGUCAGUGGAGCGCGUGGAGUGCUUGGACAGUUUGUGCCCAACCGUGCAGCGGUGGAGUCAGGCAGCGCUACAGGCAUCCUCUGGCCUCUCCCCCAGGACCCCUCUGCCGGAUCCAGCAGACUCAAAGCCAGAGCUGCAACACGGGACUUUGCCCGGGUGAACACUGUGAAGACAGGGGGCGUGUCUACCAAGAGGCCUGUGCCAAUCUGUGUCCUCGCAGCUGCACUGAUUUAUGGGAGCAUGUACAGUGUCUCCAAGGACGCUGUCAUUCAGGUUGUCGUUGCCCAGAGGGACAGCUAUUGCAGGACAGCCAUUGUGUGCCCGUGGCAGAAUGUCGCUGCGGUAUCCCAUCGGGCAAUGGGACAUUGGAGUUCAUGCCUAACGAAGGGCUUGUCGUGGAAUGCAACACCUGCGUGUGUGAGAAUGGAACUCUCGCGUGCACCGAUCGUCCCUGUCCUGUGUAUGAGCCUUGGACCCCAUGGACGUCCUGCUCCGUUUCGUGUGGGCGUGGCCAAUGGACACGAACGCGCCUGUGCCAAGACAGAGAGGGCGGACCCUCCUGUUCUGAAACCAUCCAGACAGAAAGCUGCGACUUGCGCCCGUGCCCUGUGGGAUGUUUGUUGAGUGAAUGGUCGAGCUGGAGCGAGUGCAGCGCCACAUGCGGCAGUGGGUUGUCCGAGCGCAACAGGACAAUCCUUCGGGAAUCAGAGCCGGGCGGGGCCGCUUGUGCUGGGCCACUUGAACAACACACUGUCUGCAACAGCAACCGUUGCGGAACGGAGUGUCCGGAUGGCCAAGUCUUCAGUGAAUGUUCCGGUUCCUGUCCAUUUACUUGUGAAGACCUGUGGCCCAACACUCAGUGUUUAGCAGGACCUUGCAACGCCGGGUGCUCGUGCCCACCUGGUCAGGUCUUGCAUGGAGGCUUGUGUGUGUCCCAUGCAGAAUGCCCCUGUUCACUGCUCUCUCUGCCGAUUGCCUACCAAACAUUGAAUAUGAGCACAGAAGUCCUGUCGCCUGGAACAUCCGUCCAGUAUCACUGCAACACAUGUGUGUGUCGCGGAGGAGUGUUUAACUGCACCUCCGAGCUCUGCGACGUGGACUGUGAGUGGUCCAACUGGUCCCAAUGGGGUCCAUGCUCAGCUAGCUGUGGUACAGGACAACAGAGCUCCACCAGAACUGUGGUAGGGCCGAACCAGUAUGGAGGGGUCCCGUGUGAGGGCUCCGACCACCGCACUGCUCCUUGCGUGGCCCCAGAUUGUGCGUGUCCUGCCGGAGAGCGAUGGAAGCGGCGGAGGAGCUUGUCAGAAGACUUUCCACUCUGCGAAAGGAGCUGCGAGGACAUUUACUCCCCGACUCCCAUCAACUGCAGUCACUCGUCAGAAGGCUGCGUGUGUCAGGAGGGGCUUUACCGAAACACCGAUGGCGUGUGCGUCAUUCCUGCUCUCUGCCCCUGCCAUGACCAGGGCAUCGUGCGGGAGGCAGGAUCAGAGUGGGAGGAGGACUGCCUGUCAUGUCGUUGCGUGAACGGGAAGAAACUGUGCAAGCCGAAGUGCCCUGAACUCCACUGUGAUGAGGGGGAAGUCAAAGUCGAGGAACCGGGCAGCUGUUGUCCAGUCUGCAGGAAGCCUUUUCCAGACGAGACCGCGCCGGAGUGCCGUCGCUACGUGCAGGUCAAGAACAUCACAAAGGGGAACUGUCGGCUUGACAAUAUCGAGGUCAGCUUCUGCGAGGGGCGCUGUCUGUCCAGGACGGAUGUCAUCUUGGAGGAGCCCUACCUCAGGUCUGUGUGUGAGUGCUGCAGUUACCGUUUGGACCCGGACAACCCCGUGCGCUUCCUCAACUUGCGGUGCGACAGUGGCGACAGCGAGCCGGUCGUCCUGCCUGUCAUUCACAGCUGCGAGUGCACCAGCUGCCAAGGGGGUGACCUGUCCAGGCGAUGAGCACAUACAUGGGCGAGGAAUUUCGGUCACGCGUACAUUCGGGUGUACAAUGAAGAGGAGAGAGUUAUUUGGUCAAAUCAAACAGUUUGGAGGCAAUGGAUGAAUGAACCGCUUGGACCCUCUUUUUGUCCGCAUAAAAAUGUCUUGCUUUUGUCAUUCAACUUUGUAUGACCGAAAACAGUCCUUUGAAUCCCAAACAUUCAGUCCCCGUGUUUAAUCUUUGCCUUGCACAUUGUUUUUUUUUACCAACUCUAUUUUUGUAUGUAUUAUUAAAGGGACUUUGGUUGACUCUAAAUAGGAACGUUCUACAUUAAAUGACGAGUAGACGACAGUUUUGCUCACUACAAAUCUUUGUAUAGCAUGUGGUGAUUUUUUUUUUAUUAUUACAUUUAUCGGAUUCAAUAAACCUUUGUACACACGGAA